AUGUGUUUCUUUAGUCUCGACUCCGUGGACCCGCAACUGUUUCUUGUGGUGUACAUUGAGUUGAUGGAGUAUCCCCUGCCUGGACCUGUUGUUGCCCUUCUCCAGCAAGAGAAGGCGUCCCUGGCACCCAAAUCGUACUUUAUCAGUUCUGGUAAAAAAUCGAUUAAGAUCACAUUGGUUUACGCUAAAGGUGAGCAGCCUACCUGUCCUAAUUUUUCCACAUCUGAGGAGAAAAAGAAAUCCCGUCACCGAUCAUCCUCAGCCAAGCCUACCAGCAAAUCUUCAACCAGACGAACCAGAAGUAAGAAUCUCUCGGAGUCUUCGAGUUCUCCCAACACCGACCAGGCCUCCGGCAGUCUCUCACAGAGCGACAUAGAACCGGCAAGCAUCAGUCCUGAUCUACGUCUGCACGAAAGUCGAGGAGGUCGCGAAAGAAUGUCCACAGCGGACAGCGGUCACCCUUCCUCUGCCUGCACUAUCGCUAAUGAGCACGAUGUCCGUUCUGAAAGUGGUUCUGAGGGCGGGGAUGAAGGUUGUGACUCUUUCAGUUCUUCUGAUUCCGAGAAACCACGAACGCCCGGUAGAGAUAUCGCAGUGCCAGCGUCUUCAAUAGGUCCCGGGGAAACACCAGCAGCUAGACGAGACGAAAUGUGGCAAACGUGGACCAGAAUCCCAAGAACACAAGCAUCCAAUCGUAGAUUUUUGGCAGCGCCGAUUUCCACAGUCCGUCGAUCAUUAUCUCCGUCUACAUCCUCUGUUCAAAGGACCACAACAUCCACUGUCACACAGCGAAGGCCACGCCUGCACGAAGGCGUGUCGUGGGAUGGUUCGGAAAACUUAUGA
Molecule: messenger RNA, 843 nt
Organism: Candidula unifasciata
Lineage: Eukaryota; Metazoa; Mollusca; Gastropoda; Stylommatophora; Geomitridae
Source: the annotation of a GenBank genome assembly